This is a messenger RNA of Gigantopelta aegis, 1185 nucleotides long. Its product is annotated as 2-succinylbenzoate--CoA ligase-like. NCBI's taxonomy places the organism in Eukaryota, Metazoa, Mollusca, Gastropoda, Neomphalida, Peltospiridae. Gene Ontology annotation, molecular function: CoA-ligase activity. The record is from RefSeq and is a predicted model, not a curated record.
AUGGCGGCAGCUGUCAAACAUGCUUGGGUGAAGUUCCUCUCGGAAACGUAUCCCAACAAAGAGGUAUUUGUGUUUGUGUCCACCACUGGACUAAGAAGUGUGCUGUCAUGUCUGGACGUGUACGAGCUGUCCUCCAAGGUUGGAUCGCUUCUGAGAAAGGCGGGGAUUAAGCCAGGAGAUAUCGUCUGCGACACACUUCCCAAUUCUCCCGAAAUGGUCGUUUGUGAUUUUGGCAUCUUAGCAGCAGGUGGAGUGAUUCUCAACAAAAUUGCUUAUCACUCUGACGGACGUGAUCUCUGUCAUAUGUUGAACACUUCAAAAUGUAAAGUGGUCAUAGCAGAUCAAAACCAGUCACCUUGCGUCUGGGAGAUCCUUAAAAAGCAAACUGAUGAGAUAUCCAGUGAUGGCCUGCUACAGUCUGAAAAGCUUCCAUUCCUAGAGCAUGUUAUAUUUGCUCCCAUAACUAAUGGGAACAACGAAUUUAUUAAGAGAAUUAAAACAGAAGAAAAUUACUUUUACACGUCUGGCUCGCCAUCUGACGCGGGAAUCAUCUGGAUGACGUCUGGAACAACAGGUCUACCGUUACUGGUCGUACGUUCACACGAAGCUCUGCUAAUCAAUGCUCGCAUCUUUGCAUCAAUAACCAAUGAGAGUUUCAGCACCGUACAUUACAACGAUAAUGCAAUGGGACACGCAUCUUCGUUUGCAAAUUCCUUUUUGGCAUCGUGUGCGAAACGUGUUUUCAUAGAUCAUAGAUUCCAACUUCCAAUAGACAAAGAAAUGUCAGAAGGCAUAGAGGUGAAGGUCGUAGAUGAGAAUCAACAAGAAACACCACCAAAUACGCAUGGCGAACUAUUGGUGCAUGCUCCUUGGAUGUUUGAUGGCUAUUGUAAUGAAGAGAAAGGCAAAUCAAAAUUCACUCAGGAUGGAUGGUUUAAAACUGACGACCUGGCCUACAAGGACAAAGACGGGUGUCUCUUUGUCAUGUGUCGAAGAUCUGACGCCAUUGCCAGGGGAGUGUACACGUGUAUCUGUCAUACUUUGAAACGCCCAUACGGUCAUUGCUCCGACAUGCCUGCGCCAAAGUAUUACAUGGUAAUGGAGAACUUCCCGUACUUGUCAUCAGACAAGCCUGACAAAACCAAACUGAUCAGUUUGGCGAAAGAAAAGUUUAACCUCAAUUAA